Armigeres subalbatus is the source of this 717-nucleotide messenger RNA. RefSeq names its product ubiquitin-fold modifier-conjugating enzyme 1. The transcript has 4 exons. Gene Ontology annotation, molecular function: UFM1 conjugating enzyme activity. Bases 158 to 667 code for a protein of 169 amino acids. Gene Ontology annotation, cellular component: cytoplasm. The record is from RefSeq and is a predicted model, not a curated record. Lineage: Eukaryota; Metazoa; Arthropoda; Insecta; Diptera; Culicidae. Gene Ontology annotation, biological process: protein K69-linked ufmylation.
UUUGAUAUUUAUGAGACCUUUUCAAAAGUUCUACUAGAAAUAUACGCGUGAAGUGAAAACAUUUUAUUUCAUGUCGUGAGUGUUUUACCAUAUUUUCUUGUAAAGUUCGUGAGUUUUAGUGGUUUUAGUAAUAAUUAUUGUUCGAGACAUUUCCACAAUGGUAGAUGAUAGCACUAGGAAAACCCUUAGCAGCAUUCCUCUUCUGCAAACCAGAGCAGGUCCCCGUGACAAGGACCUUUGGGUUCAGCGUCUCAAAGAGGAGUAUCAAGCAUUGAUCAAGUAUGUGCAAAACAAUAAAGCUUCCGACUCGGAUUGGUUUCGGUUGGAGUCCAACAAGGAGGGCACUAAAUGGUUCGGCAAAUGCUGGUACGUCCACAAUCUUCUCAAGUACGAGUUCGAUGUCGAGUUUGACAUUCCAGUGACAUACCCAGCAACGGCACCGGAAAUUGCACUACCAGAGCUGGAUGGUAAAACAGCCAAGAUGUAUCGCGGAGGCAAGAUUUGCCUGACGGAUCACUUCAAACCACUUUGGUCACGGAACGUGCCUAAAUUCGGCAUAGCUCAUGCGAUGGCUUUGGGGCUCGCACCAUGGUUAGCCGUUGAAAUACCUGACUUGAUAGAAAAAGGGAUUGUUGCUUACAAGGAAAAAGGAGAGACUUCGAACUAAUUAAAAAAUGUUUCUAUUUGUUUACUAUUAAAAAACAUCAAUUUAUCGCA